This is a messenger RNA of Argentina anserina (silverweed cinquefoil), 721 nucleotides long. RefSeq lists its product as uncharacterized. The record is from RefSeq and is a predicted model, not a curated record. The coding region runs from base 79 to 576 and encodes 165 amino acids. NCBI's taxonomy places the organism in Eukaryota, Viridiplantae, Streptophyta, Magnoliopsida, Rosales, Rosaceae. The transcript has a single exon.
CCCCUACUAUUAUUUCCCGGAACCACCCGCAAAAAACAAAAAGAAAAUUCACAACAGAUUUCUCCGUCGACGAAAACCAUGUCUCUCCCGGCCAUUCUCGCCGUCCUCGUCCUCCUAUCACCAUUCACCGUAUCCUCCGCCGACGACGAUACCCGGUCAGUCUACGACGCCAUCCAGGACUUCAACUUCCCGAUGGGAAUUCUCCCCCAGGGCGUCACCGGCUACGACCUCGACCGGAGCACCGGCAAGUUCGCCGCCUAUUUCGACGGCGCUUGUAGCUUCUCGCUCGAAGGCUCGUACCAGCUCAAGUACAAGUCCACCAUCACCGGCACCAUCUCGAACAACAGGCUCAAGGACCUGACCGGCGUCAGCGUCAAGAUCCUGUUUCUCUGGCUCAAUAUCGUCGAGGUGUCCCGGAGCGGCGAUGACUUGGAUUUCUCGGUGGGGAUUGCGUCGGCGUCGUUUCCGAUUGAUAACUUCUACGAGUGUCCGCAGUGCGGUUGUGGAUUGAAUUGCAGCCCUGCGCCGCCGCAAGUAAGGAAGAUUAAGAUGAAGUCUCUGGUUUCUUCUAUUUGAAUUCAGAAAUUGGAUUUGUAGAGACAAUUUUUAUUAUGCAAUUUACUGUUUGAUUAAGUGGUUUAGUUCUUAUGUUUUUUUGUUUUGCAAUAAUCAUUUGUUUUCGUUUAUGACUGUGGAAAUAAAUUUACCGGCUUUCCCUUUA